AUGAACUACUAUGGUGGCUACUAUGGAGGCCUGGGCUAUGGCUAUGGCUCUGGUUAUGGGUGUGGAUGUGGCAGCUUCCGUGGCUUAGGCUAUGGCUAUGGCAGCUAUGGCUAUGGAGGCCUGGGCUAUGGUGGCUAUGGCUUUGGCUGCUGCUGCCCAUCUUGUGGUGGAAGCCUAGUUUAUGGCUGUGGUAGAUAUGGCUAUGGAGGCUUAGGUUAUGGUGGUUAUGGCUAUGGAAUCUACAGCUAUGGAGGCUAUGGCCAUGGAUGCUGCUGCUCAUCUUGCUGGGGAAGUUAUUAUUUUUCUGGCUUCUAA
Antechinus flavipes (yellow-footed antechinus) is the source of this 315-nucleotide messenger RNA. Its product is annotated as keratin-associated protein 19-5-like. The record is from RefSeq and is a predicted model, not a curated record. The coding region runs from base 1 to 315 and encodes 104 amino acids. The transcript is spliced from 2 exons. NCBI's taxonomy places the organism in Eukaryota, Metazoa, Chordata, Mammalia, Dasyuromorphia, Dasyuridae.